GGUGGUGCCGACUCCGACUCAGUUUCGUCGUCUACCGCCCUCAGUGUAACGCUAGACAUCAAUCGGGAAAGAUGUCGGCCGUAGUGGUGUUCGCGGUGUUCCUUCUCAUAUGCACCAUCUUGAAAUUCUUAAAUGUAACGAGCCCGCCCAGGCCGCCCCGACUCGUUUGCAGCGACUCGAAGUUUUUGGAAGUGAUUUUGAAGCACUGCCCCCACCUGAAGGAAACGUAUGUCCCUGUCAGGCUGUGGGGAAGCAGUGGUCACCUUCAAACGAUCGUUCACGCAACUGUGGGACGAACUUACUGCCCAAAUGUCCAGCCUCGACGAAUAGCUGUUCGACAAGAAGAUGGAGCCACUGUCACGUGGGAUGUCUACGAACCAACUGGACCUUCUCAGUUUGAGGAGGAUUAUACGAUUGCCGUGUGCCCCGGAAUAGCCAACAGUAGCGAGAGCACUUAUGUGAGAUCUCUCGUGGCUCUCGCCUGUUCACAAGGCUAUAGAUGUAUAGUCCUGAAUCAUUUAGGUGUUCUCCCUCACCUGAAAAUAACAAGCCCAAGGGUCUUCAGAUAUGGGCAAACUGAUGAAAUGCACUUGAUGUUAACCAAGUAUUUAGAAUCCAACCCAGAGACUAAGUUUCUGCUGGUAGGAUUUAGUAUGGGAGGUAAUAUCAUCACCAAAUAUCUUGGGGAGACCACAAGAUGUCGACCAAAGAACAUUGUAGGAGCCAUAGCUAUAUGCCAGGGAUAUGAUGCUUUGAGGGGCUUGCAGUCAUUACUUGGUUGGCACAAUCUUGCACGUAUCUACCUUUUCUCAAUGACAGAAAACAUGAGAUCUGUCAUCAUAAAGCACAAAGGAAUAUUAUUGACUGAAGAAGUCAAACGCAAGCACAAUAUUGAUGAACGCAGGGUACUCACAGCAGCCACUCUACCAGAACUAGAUGAAGUAUACACCAGGAGAAUAUUUGGAUUUCGUAGUGUGGAAGAGCUGUACAGGACAGACAGUUCAGCUAACUAUAUGCACAACAUUCAUGUGCCAAUAGUAUUCAUUAAUGCUAAAGAUGAUCCUCUGGUGCAUCCAGACUUGCUUUCUAUUCCAGAGUCUUUUGUCAGCACCCACAAGAACUCUUUAUACAUUGAAACAGAGCAUGGUGGUCAUUUGGGUUACUACGAUGAUGGCUACCUUAUACCACGAGCUGUAACAUGGCUCGAUCGAACCGUUUUAUCACUAGUCACUGCACUUGCUAGUAAUCAGUGAUCCUAGCGUACGAGAGUGUAAUACAAGGGAAGAACUUGAAGGUUUACAAAGAUACAGUAUAUAGACAAAUAUAGUCUACAGGUAUUUGAUGUGAAUUGGAUCUGCUUCCAUUCUUGGCUUUCUGUACACUUUAAUCUGUAUCUUAUUGUAUUAAUUCAUUACAAUAAUGUACGCACAUUGUGGCAUGUGGGUACGCACAUUGUGGCAUGUGGGUAGUCUUAAAAUGUGUGCUGAUGUACAUGUUCCACUCCAUGACUGUAGACAAUACAUUAUGGUUCUUUGGGUUCAUUUUUUCUCUUGCAUAUAGAACACCUUAAGGAUAAGCUGACAGUUGAAAGGCUUUUCAUUCCAGUGUCUUAUAUAAUUGCCAUAUAAGUUAAAUAGCUCAGAAAAUUUUCUCCUUAUUUUUUGGAAACUGAAAUAUUUGGGUAUGUAAAAAUGUGUUAUGGAAUUGGUUGUUACAUAAGGCACAUAGUUUCACUAGCAAUCGUCAGUAGUGAUUUGCUAGAUUUUCCUAGCAAUAGGAGUGUCUUUAAGGCCAUUGUUAUAUUCAUGUUGGCUGCAGAAGCCUGUAAUACAUGUUGAACAUGGUACUUCCAUCUGAUGUAGAAUUCAUAUAGGAUGAAUAAUAUCGUUAUGUUGGGCAAAGGCUCUUCCAUUGAAGAGUAAAUCUCAGCAUUGUGUCACUCACCAAAGAUGUAUGCAAAAUUGGGGCAGGCUUUUGGGUGUAGAAUAUGCCUUUCCCCUAGUAUUCCAGUCCAUUCCAUAAUUUAUUUAUUUAUUUUUUUGUCAUAUUAUUUAGGUAUGAUUUCAUUCCUGAUUUCAUAUGCUUUUUGACAAGGCUGUUUUGAAAUGUAAGACUUUUAUGUGAAUAUCCAAGCACAAAUGAGAUAUCAUAAAUAUAUGCACAAAGGAUGCUUAUUAAAGAGAUAAAAGUCUUUUGUUAAGAAAUGUUUUGCAGUGUAAUAAGCUCAAUGAUGGUAAGUUUGCAUUUUGUAUUGUGCAGCUUGAAGGUGGAAUACAUUUCAGGAUGAAGAACAUUCAUAGUAAAGCACAGUAUGGUGUGUCUGUUUCUUGUAUGGCAAUCAAAUAUUAAGGAACAUUUCAAGUCAAAGAUGGAAGACUCAAUUAGUAAAUUAUAGGGCUUUCUACAUAUUAGUUGGGGCCAGUCUCAAUGACUACAAAACCUUAACUUGGGAUUUUUAAAAAUUUGUGAUACUUCUAAAACUGUAUACAUGGAUCUCUUUAGGUAUAGUAUAAUGGGAUUUUGUCAGUUCUUUUCAGAUUUUUUUUAUUUGUGAUGAUAAAAGUUAUUUAUUAUUUACAUAAUCUAGUAAAGUUCCUCUACAUGGCAUUAAUUUGAAGAAGUGAGUUUUUGAUACUGUAUUUGAUUUUCAGUUUCUGCAUAUAUGCAUUAGGUAAUUCACUGUUUUGCAGCAACUCAAUCCCAUCUUGUAAAGAUUAGGGUUUGAGUCGUGACGGUAAAUAGACUUAAAUUCAGUUUACCAAACUGUGUACUAUAUUCAGAAGAUGAAAAGCUCUAUAGUUAUAUCUUUUUAUAGCAACAAAACUUUAAAGAAUUUAUCUGCUUUUAAAGUAGCCUAAAGUUUCUUGAUAAAGUGUAUUUAAUGAAGAGAUCCUUAUAGGUGGCAAUAGCUAUUAGUGGAUUAUCAUAGAGUAUUUUUAUAUAUAUAGAAUAUAUAUAUAUAGUAUAUGUAUAUGUAGUGUGCAGACAUAUGACUUUAAAAUAUUUGUGUAAGUAGAAAAUGGGCUUUAAUUAAAACUUUACAGACAGCCUAAUACUGUGAUGGCAGGUACCAGUUCAAUGUUCAUAUAAUCCUUCAGCAAUGGACAAUAAAUUUCAAUCUUUGUGGUAAUGUUACAAGCAAAAUCGUGAUAGGCGUUGCCAGACUGUUGAAACCAUUGAAUUUUAGAUUUUAUAUUACUAAUUACAAGUGGAUAUGCCAUAGAACUUCAAUGGGAAAAAUUAUUCUUUAUUCAGUACUGUACUUGAGUGUUGUUAACUUCAUCUCCUUAUUUGAUUCAAUAUAGUUGCGGAACAAUACUAUUUUUUUUUUAUUUUAUCCAGUGCAUGAUGGUGAAAAAUGCAUAUCCAAUGUGCCCAGUUCUGGGAAUGGCCAAGUAACUGCUGAUCUGUGUAUCUGGUUAAAAGGUUAAAAUACUAUAUUUUUAUGAACAGAUGUUAUGUGAUGUUUUCAAGAAAUUUAAGCAUCCAGUUUACAGAUACUUUGUGAGCAUCCAUUACAACAUAUACUGCAUAUAAAAUUGUAUGUUCUUAAACUGUACACUUAAAAAUUAUGUCCAAGUCUAUACAGUACACGUACAUGUUAAUCCACGAAAAACUCUUGUGCUUUCCCUUUACUAUAACAAAAAAUAAUUUUUUAAAACAUUGACUCAAAAAAGGAAAAUAAGUAUUCACCUCUAUGCAUAGUCUUGGAUUGGUGACUUAGAACGCCUGAGUGUAUGCACUAUACUUCUCUACAACCAGGAAAUAUUUCCACUCAACAUGGUAUGUUACCUGUGAGGGAAAGAUUUGUAAUAAAAAGUUUGUUGUAUGAGACUCCUGACGGUAGUAAUGUAUUUGCUAUACCAUUAGUCUUCUGUUGGUGAAGUUGAGCAACAUUACAUCUUGUCAGUAUGAGGGAACUAGACUCAGAUAUCCUCCAAUAUGUGUAGGCAGUAACAUUUAUAACCAGUGUUUGGAGACUACAAACCACCUCCAAAGAUAUCUGGGAUAUAGUGUUAAAGAAGGCCUGAGCUGUAAUGGUCAUUUGAGUGCUAGAUGGAACCCUGGAAGUUAGCUUCUCCCAAAAGAUUACAGUAUUUAUCUCCCAAAAUAUGAUAACUUGUUGCCAGUUACUAGGCUACAAAAAUGCAAUAAGAGAUUGAGGUGAGCUCAUUCUUUCUUUGAUAAGGUUACGUAACUGAAAAAUAUUCCACACGCUGUAACUAGAGUUGCUGAUUGAACCAGCAUUCACUUGCUUUAUUCUUAUUACGUAUUUACAUUUUAUACUAAAGGUUUGGCACUACUAAGUGAAAUAUAUUCCUAAUUAGCAUUAGCCUGCAGUCUGCAUAGUUUACCUUUGUCACCAGAUUUUUUUUAAAUUAAUUAUGCAAAUUGAAAGACAUACAUGCUUGGUAAAAAAUGGCAAGAAAAAGAAAAGUUAAAGAAAACAAUGUUCUGUAGUACACAUGACCUUGCUCAUUCCUAAAAGUAAAAUUAUAUAUUCCUCUUUCAAAACACUGCAAAAAUGAGCAGUCAAGUGCUCCAGUUAAUACUUCAUAGCCUUGUCUCCAUUGCCUAAUGUGAGAUUGAUGUAGAAUUUUUGAGUUACUUUAUGGCAGACUUUGAUCUGGACUGGUAUAUCCAAUACAUUAUGUCAGAGAUGAAGUUUUGGUCAUGAAACUGUAGUACAAUAUCAGGCAUUUUAAGCUCUUUUUACUGGUUGUUGUAGUGGUACUGUGCAAUAUCAAGGCAGUCACUUCUGUUUAGUAACAUUAGUGCAUUGACUUACGCCUUUUGAUAACAUAUACUUGUACUAGGUUUGAAAUCUUAGUUAUUUGGUAUACCUACCUAUAUGGUAAACAAAGUAGAAAGGUACCAUAUAUUGUAAGAAACAAUUUUCUCUAGUCAUUCAGCUAAUCUAGUAUUUUAUGCAACCAAUAUACAUACACACUGUACUUUUUAAACAAAUGCAAUUUUGAUUUAUGCAAUUUUUCUGUUAAAAAUAUAGUAUUGGUAUUGUUUCCCCAAAAAACUUUGAAAGGUGCUGUCAUUCUUUAAAUGCACAAUACUAUAUGUAAAGAUGCAGUGAAGUUUAUACAGUAUAUUGUUCAUGUACGUAUGUCGUUUUCAUUGUUUUGAUUUGAAUUUUAUUUUUAUAAAUUCCGCAAGAAAUUCUUUAUUUUAACAGACAAGUGGCGUAGUAAUGCGUAUAUUGUGAUUGUUUUGGAUGCUGGUCACUAGGCAUUUUGUUCUAUGAAAGCUUUGGUAAAGCUUCACAUGCCAAAGUUAGCCAUUAGGCUACAUGGUAACAAGAAUAAAUUAGGGAGUUAUAGGUGUGAUAAAUUGCUUCUAUGUUGUUGAUAGCUUGUGAUAAGAUCACCUUUUUAGAUGUUCUAAAUUGUUACCAAGGUGAAUGUGUGGACCACAUACUGUACUUAGAAAAGAUAAUAAAAGUUUCCAUAUCC
Molecule: messenger RNA, 5465 nt
Organism: Macrobrachium nipponense
Lineage: Eukaryota; Metazoa; Arthropoda; Malacostraca; Decapoda; Palaemonidae
Gene: Hydr2
Product: abhydrolase domain-containing protein 2-like
Exons: 7
Coding region: 72-1253 (393 amino acids)
Biological process (GO): sperm capacitation; medium-chain fatty acid catabolic process; steroid hormone receptor signaling pathway
Cellular component (GO): sperm flagellum; sperm plasma membrane
Molecular function (GO): monoacylglycerol lipase activity; acetylesterase activity
Source: RefSeq, a predicted model, not a curated record